Molecule: messenger RNA, 1335 nt
Organism: Thlaspi arvense
Lineage: Eukaryota; Viridiplantae; Streptophyta; Magnoliopsida; Brassicales; Brassicaceae
Source: the annotation of a GenBank genome assembly
AUGGAUUCGAAUGCUGUAGAAAUCCUAAACACAGAAGCUAAUUCCGCAGAAGAAGAAGUCGCCAUUAUCCCUUCUUUUCUACCCAUCGCCUCUCUAUCUCUCUCCUUCUUUCCCAGCUCCACCCAGUUUCUCAUUAACCCCAGAUUCUCUCGUCUCUUCUCUCGUCACCCAAACAAGGUUAAGAUCCCUACGCAAGCCUCUUCCCUCACCCAUCUCUCCCUCUCUUCUCCUCCGCCUUCCAGAAUCUCCUUCAAAUCCACCAUCUCCGCUACCCCUCUCCAGUCCCCUCUCUCCAUCGCCCCUCGCCGUCCCGUCGAUCCUUCCUCCGCCGCCGCUCUCCGCCGCGCUGCCGUCGUCUGGUUCCGCAAUGACCUCCGCGUCCACGACAACGAGUGCCUCAACUCCGCCAACGACGAGUGCGUCUCCGUCUUGCCCGUUUACUGCUUCGACCCUAGAGACUAUGGCAAAUCCUCUUCCGGGUUCGACAAAACGGGGCCUUUCCGUGCCCAGUUCCUGAUCGAGUCCGUCUCUGAGCUCCGGAAGAAUCUCCAGGCGAGAGGGUCGAAUCUCGUCGUCCGGGUCGGGAAACCCGAAUCUGUUCUGGUGGAAUUGGCCAAGGAAAUCGGAGCCGACGCGAUUUAUGCUCACAGGGAAGUGUCUCAUGACGAGGUCAAGGCGGAAGGGAAGAUAGAGACGGCCAUGAAGGAGGAAGGCGUUGAAGUGAAGUACUUUUGGGGAAGCACUCUCUAUCAUCUCGACGAUUUACCAUUCGAAAUCCAAGAUUUGCCCUCAAACUACGGAGCAUUCAAGGACAGAGUCCAGAAACUGGAGAUUAGGAAGACAAUCGCAGCACUUGAUCAAUUGAAAAGCUUGCCCUCUCGAGGAGACGUACAACUUGGCGACAUUCCUUCUCUGCUGGAUCUCGGCAUUAACCCAAGUGCUAGGACCAGCCAGGAAGGGAAACAGACAAUGAUUGGAGGAGAGACAGAGGCGUUGAAUAAGCUAAAGAGCUUUGCAGCGGAUUGUAAAGCACGAUUGACCAAGGGGAACCAGAAAGGAGGCAAUAACAGUGUGUUUGGUGCUAACUUCUCUUGCAAGAUAUCACCUUGGUUAGCCAUGGGAAGCAUCUCUCCUCGUUCCAUGUUCGAUGAGCUGAAGAAAACAAUUUCUGCAUCCUCAACUCCAAGGAACGGACCGGGAGAUACCGGACUUAACUGGUUAAUGUAUGAGCUGCUAUGGAGGGAUUUCUUCAGGUUUAUAACCAAGAAGUACAGCUCGGCAAAGACGCAGCUCGAGGCUGGUCCUGCUACAGCCUGUACCGGCGCUCUUGCUUAA